This is a messenger RNA of Conger conger (European conger), 8697 nucleotides long. RefSeq names its product kalirin-like. Gene Ontology annotation, biological process: intracellular signal transduction; axon guidance. Gene Ontology annotation, cellular component: cytoplasm; postsynaptic density. Gene Ontology annotation, molecular function: protein binding; guanyl-nucleotide exchange factor activity. Bases 512 to 7573 code for a protein of 2353 amino acids. Lineage: Eukaryota; Metazoa; Chordata; Actinopteri; Anguilliformes; Congridae. The transcript has 48 exons. The record is from RefSeq and is a predicted model, not a curated record.
CCAAACUGGCAAGAUGGAGAUAAUUUUAAAAAAUAGCAACAUUCCCCUGCUUUUGAUUCAUACCUGACACUUGCAUUAGCUAUGCAGAUUUUUCUGACAUCACUAACAUAUAGGGCUGUCGUUGUAAAUGAACCAUGUGUGUAGGAACGUCGUUUUGUGCAGCUAAGGAUGCUGAAAUAAUACCCGCAAUGUGAAACGUAAGACUUGAACUGGCCAUAUCAUUAACAUUGCUUAAUAGCAACAGGAUUGCGAUUUGAUUUAUUGUAUCACCCUUAGGUUAAUUGCGUUGUGGAUUUCUUCUGUAGUGCAGGGGGUAGCCUACUGUGCUUCAGUUCUAAACAAGAAACCGAAAUGUAACAUUGUCGGUAGCUAAUAACGGACAAAAACACCACUGGAAAACGAAGGGCUGCGACCAGGAACCCGAGAAUAUGGAGGGACUGGUGCAUUGAUUCUCUAACAUAGAUCACUGGACCAGUGCGUUAUUUACCUUUGAAGCCAACGGGAAGGCGAAAUGAGCACCACAGAAAUCGCCGAAGAAGGUCCCACCGACUCGGAUACAGACGCGUUUUUCAAAACGGGUUCAUUCAGAAAUGAUGGGAUUAAGGCUUCUGAUGUCCUGCCUGUUCUGAAGGAGAAGGUGGCCUUUGUGUCAGGGGGACGUGACAAGAGAGGUGGCCCAAUUUUGACCUUCCCUGCCAGAAGUAACCAUGACAGAAUAAAACAGGAGGACCUUAGGAGGCUGGUGACCUAUCUAUCUACGGUACCCAGUGAGGAUGUGUGCAAGCGGGGCUUUACCGUCAUCAUCGACAUGCGUGGGUCCAAGUGGGACCUAAUCAAACCCCUCCUGAAGACCCUGCAGGAGGCCUUCCCAGCCGAGAUCUGCGUCGCACUCAUCAUCAAGCCCGAUACUUUUUGGCAGAAGCAGAAGACCAACUUUGGCAGCGCUAAGUUCACCUUCGAGACUAGCAUGGUGUCGGUGGAGGGCCUGGCGAAGCUGGUGGACCCGUCCCAGCUGACGGAGGACUUUGAGGGCUCGCUGGAGUACAACCACGAGGAAUGGCUGGAGCUGCGGGUGUCCCUGGAGGAGUUCAUCUGCAGCGCCACCCACCUCCUCUCCCGCCUGGAGGACCUGCAGGAGAUGCUGGCCAAGAAGGAGUUCCCGGCGGACGUGGAUGAGUCGCGGCGGCUCAUCGACGAGCACGCGCAGCUGAAGAAGACGGUGAUGAAGGCCCCGGUGGAGGAGCUAGACCGUGAGGGCCAGAGGCUGCUGCAGUGCAUCCGCUGCGGGGACGGCUUCUCCGGCCGCACCUGCAUCUCCGGAGGGGCCGACUUCCAGAGCGUGGUGCCCAAGAUUGCCAGCCUGCUGGACAAGCUGCACUCCACCCGCCAGCACCUGCACCAGAUAUGGCACGUGCGCAAGCUCAAGCUGGACCAGUGCUUCCAGCUGCGGCUCUACGAGCAGGACGCCGAGAAGAUGUUUGACUGGAUAAGUCACAACAAGCAGCUGUUCUUACAGAGCCAUACUGAGAUUGGAGUCAGAUACCAGCAUGCUGUGGACCUCCAGACACAGCACAAUCACUUUGCCAUGAACUCUAUGAACGCCUAUGUCAACAUCAACCGGAUCAUGUCCGUGGCUUCACGGCUGUCGGAGGCGGGACACUACGCCUCCCAGCAGAUCAAGCAGAUCUCCGCCCAGCUGGACCAGGAGUGGAAGAGCUUUGCUGCUGCGCUGGACGAGCGUAGCGCCAUCCUCGCCAUGUCUUCUGUCUUCCACCAGAAGGCCGAGCAGUUCCUGGCUGGGGUGGAGGUCUGGUGCAAGAUGUGCACUGAGGGUGGGCUUCCCUGCGAGAUGCAGGCCCUGGAGCUGGCCAUACAUCACCACCAGGCCCUGUACGAACAGGUCACCCAGGCCUACGCAGAGGUCAGCCAGGACGGGAAGGCUCUGCUGGAUGUGCUGCAGCGGCCGCUGGGUCCAGAGAGCUCGGAAUCUCUCACGGCCACCGCCAACUACUCCAAAGCGGUGCAAGGCAUCCUGGACCUGGUGCACGAGGUCCUGCACCACCAGAGGCGCUUAGAGAACAUUUGGCAGCACCGCAAGGUCCGCUUGCACCAACGGCUCCAACUUUGUGUAUUCCAACAGGACGUCCAGCAGGUGAUGGAUUGGAUUGAGAACCACGGGGAGGCCUUUCUGAGCAAACACACCGGGGUGGGGAAGUCCCUGCAUCGGGCACGAGCACUGCAGAAACGUCAUGAUGACUUUGAGGAGGUGGCUCAGAACACAUACACCAACGCAGACAAGCUCCUGGAGGCAGCAGAGCAGCUGGCCCAGACUGGGGAGUGCGACCCAGAGGAGAUCUACAAGGCCGCCCGGCAUCUGGAGGUGCGGAUCCAGGACUUUGUUCGUAGGGUGGAGCAGAGGAAGUUGCUGCUGGAUAUGUCCGUCUCCUUUCAUACCCAUGCCAAAGAGCUGUGGACCUGGAUGGAAGAUCUUCAGAAGGAGCUGAUGGAGGAGGUGUGUUCGGACUCUGUGGACUCUGUGCAGGAACUCAUUAAACAGUUUCAGCAGCAACAGACGGCCACCUUGGAGGCCACACUUAACGUCAUCAAAGAGGGAGAGGACUUGAUCCAGCAGCUAAGAGACUCUGCGAUGUCCAGUAACAAGCUGCCGCACAGCAGCUCGGUCACGCACAUCGAGAGUGUCCUCCAGCAGCUGGAUGAAGCGCAGGGGCAGAUGGAGGAGCUGUUCCACGAGCGCAGGAUCAAGCUGGACAUCUUCCUGCAGCUCCGGAUCUUUGAGCAGUACACCAUGGAGGUGACAGCGGAGCUGGAUGCCUGGAAUGAGGACCUGGUGCGGCAGGCCAGCGAUUUCGGCACGGAGGACCUGGCGGUGGCGGAACAGCGACUUCAGCGACACGCAGAGCGCAAGCUGGCCAUGACCAGCAUGACCUUCGAGGUCAUCCAGCAGGGGCAGGACCUGCACCAGUACAUCAUGGAGGUGCAGGCGUCAGGCAUUGAGCUGACGGGGGAUAAGGAGGUGGAUCUGGCCUCUCAGGUGCAGGAGCUGCUCGAGUUCCUUCAUGAAAAGCAGCACGAGCUGGACCUGAGCGCAGAGCAGACACAGAAACACCUGGAGCAGAGCCUGCAACUGCGCCACCUGCAGGCCGAGGUCAAACAGGUCCUGGCAUGGAUCCGGAAUGGGGAGUCCAUGCUCAACGCCAGUGUGGUGAACGCCAGUUCACUGUCAGAAGCGGAGCAACUUCAGAGGGAGCACGAACAGUUCCAACUCGCCAUCGAGUCCCUGUUCCACGCCAACUCCCUGCAGAAGACGCACCAGAGCGCGCUGCAGGUUCAGCAGAAAGCCGAGGCCAUGCUGCAGGCAGGGCACUACGACCCCGACGCCAUUCGCGGCUGUGCAGAGAAAGUGGCCCUGCACUGGCAGCAGCUCAUGCUGAAGAUGGAGGACCGGCUCAAGCUGGUGAACGCCUCCGUGGCCUUCUACAAGACGUCGGAGCAGGUAUGCAGUGUGCUGGAGAGUCUGGAACAGGAGUACAGGAGGGAUGAGGACUGGUGUGGGGGCCACGACAAGUUUGGGGCCUGUGCGGAGACGGACCAUGUCAUCCCACUCAUCAGCAAACACCUGGAGCAGAAGGAGGCCUUCCUAAAGGCCUGCACCCUCGCCAGGAGGAAUGCAGAGGUCUUUCUGAAGUACAUCCACCGAAACAACGUCGGCAUGCCUGGAGUGGCAGGCCAUGCCCGUGGACCAGAGCAGCAGGUCAAAGCCAUUCUCCAGGAGCUGCUGCAGAGGGAGAACAGGGUGCUGCACUUCUGGACCAUGAAGAAACGACGGCUGGACCAGUGCCAGCAGUAUGUGGUGUUUGAGCGUAACGCCAAGCAGGCCUUGGACUGGAUCCAGGAAAGAGGCGAAUACUUCCUCUCCACACACACCUCCCCUGGGGAAACACAAGAGAGAACUCAGGAACUACUGAAGGAGUAUGGAGAGUUCAGAGUUUCUGCCAAGCAAACUCAGGAGAAGGUGAAGUUGCUGAUCCAGCUGGCGGACAGCUUUGUGGAGAAGGGACACGUCCACGUCACCGAGUUGAAGAAGUGGGUAGCCACGGUGGACAAGCGCUACCGGGACUUCUCCCUUCGCAUAGGGAAGUACCGUGCCAGCCUGGAACAGUCUUUGGGGAUCAGCUCUGAGGAUAAUAAAGACCUGGAGCUGGACAUAAUCCCAGCGAGUCUGACCGACCGUGAGGUAAAACUGCGUGACCCCAACAACGAGGUCACUGAGGAGAAGAGGAAGUCGGCCAGGAAGAAAGAGUAUAUAAUGGCUGAACUCCUGCAAACUGAAAAAACCUAUGUCAGGGACUUGCAUGAAUGUUUAGAGACCUAUCUGUGGGGGAUGACCAGUGGAGUCGAGGAAGUUCCGCCAGGAAUCAUUAACAAGGAACAUAUCAUCUUUGGAAAUAUUCAGGAAAUAUAUGAUUUCCAUAACAACAUUUUCCUGAAAGAACUAGUGAAUUACGAACAACUCCCAGAGGAUGUGGGUCACUGUUUUGUCACAUGGGCGGAUAAAUUCCAUAUGUAUGUGUCAUAUUGUAAAAAUAAGCCUGAUUCCAGCCAACUCAUCUUGGACCAUGCUGGGAGCUUCUUCGAUGAAAUUCAGCAAAGGCACAACCUGUCGAAUUCCAUCUCCUCAUACCUGAUCAAGCCGGUUCAAAGGAUCACCAAAUACCAGCUCCUACUUAAGGAGCUCCUGACGUGCUGUGAGGAGGGGAAAGGUGAGAUUAAGGACGGACUGGAGGUGAUGCUGAGUGUCCCCAAGAGAGCCAAUGACGCCAUGCAUGUCAGCAUGCUGGAAGGUUUUGAUGAGAAUCUUGAGGUCCAUGGGGAACUCAUUCUUCAGGACACUUUUCAAGUUUGGGACCCCAAAUCCCUGAUCCGCAAAGGCCGGGACCGCCACCUCUUCCUGUUUGAGAUAUCGCUGGUCUUCAGCAAAGAGAUAAAAGACACGGGCGGGCGGACCAAAUAUGUCUACAAGAACAGGCUGUUGACAUCAGAGCUGGGGGUGACAGAACACAUCGAAGGGGACCCCUGUAAAUUUGCCUUGUGGGCAGGAAGGACCCCCUCAUCCGACAACAAGACUGUUCUGAAGGCAUCCAGUAUCGAGGUGAAGCAGGAGUGGAUCAAGAACAUCCGCGAGGUGAUUCAGGAGAGAAUGGUCCACCUGAAGGGGCCGCUUAAAGAGCCCAUCCACAUGCCUAAAACGCCUGCCAAGCAGCGAAAUAACAGCAAAAGGGACACAGGAGAGGACGCAGACAGUCAGGGUGACGGCAGCAGCCAGCCUGAUACCAUCUCCAUAGCCUCCAGAACUUCACAGAACACAGUUGACAGUGACAAGCUCUCGGGGGGCUGCGAGCUGACCGUGGUGCUCCAGGACUUCAGCGCCAGCUGCAGCAGCGAGCUCAGCAUCCAGACGGGCCAGACGGUGGAGCUCCUGGAGCGGCCCAGCGACCGGCCGGGCUGGUGCCUGGUGCGGACCACCGACCGCACGCCCCAGCUGGAGGGCCUGGUGCCCAGCAGCGCGCUCUGCAUCUCCCACUCCCGAAGCAGCGUGGAGAUGGACUGCUUCUUCCCCGCCGGAAAAGAGAACUAUGCUGUGAGUGGCCCGGAGGUGAAGAGUGAGUCUGUGUCCAACCUGCAGCCCCAGGCCUCCAUGAGCUCGGUCCAGACCAGCUCCCCGGGCCCCAAGCGCUCCGGGAACACGCUGAAGAAGUGGCUGACCAGCCCCGUGCGCAGGCUCAGCCACGGCAAGGCCGACAGCAGCGUGAAGAAGAUCCCUGCCAAGCACAAAAAGAGGGACGGCCGCAAGAGCGUGGACCUGGGCCCGCCGCGGUUCAGCGACAGCGAGGUCCCGCCGCAGGACGAGAGCGCAGACGAGCAGAGGAGCAGGAAAGAGGGCACUCUGUCCAAGUCCUCCUCUGGUAUGCAGAGCGGAGGGGAGGAGGAGCCAGAGGACGAGUCCCACCCGCCACUCCCGCCCCCGAUGGAGAUCAUCAAAGACCCCUCGUCACAGGAGGAGAAGACGCUGGAGCCGAGAUCUUACGGCAGUUUCAGCCCGGUAAACCCGGGGGACCCUAGGGACCCGGAGCAGGAGCUGAAGGCUAAGGCUCUGCGCGGCCGCAUGUUUGUGCUCAACGAGCUGAUUCAAACAGAGAAAGACUAUGUAAAGGACUUGGGUGUUGUGGUGGAGGGGUUUAUGAAGAGGUUAGAAGCGAAAGGUGUCCCUGAAGACAUGAAGGGAAAAGAUAAGAUUGUUUUCGGGAACAUCCAUCAAAUCUUCGACUGGCACAGAGAGUUUUUCCUGGGCGAACUGGAGAAAUGUCUGGAAGACCACGAUAGACUUGCAGAGCUAUUCAUAAAACACGAGAGGAGAUUGCACAUGUAUGUUGUUUACUGCCAGAAUAAACCCAGGUCGGAGUACAUUGUCGCUGAAUAUGAUGCAUACUUUGAGGAGGUCCAGCAGGAAAUAAACUCCAGACUGUCUAUUAGUGACUAUCUCAUAAAGCCCAUACAGAGGAUAACAAAAUAUCAACUGCUUCUCAAGGACUUCUUGAAGUACAGUACAAAGGCAUGCAUGGACUGUCAGGAGAUUGAGAAAGCUGUUGAUUUAAUGUUCUUGGUCCCCAAACGUUGCAACGACAUGAUGAACCUUGGGCGACUGCAAGGCUAUGAGGGGAAGCUGACCAGUCAGGGAAAACUAUUACAGCAGGACACCUUCUUUGUGACGGAGCAGGACUCAGGUGUCCUGUCCCGCAGCAAGGAGCGCAGAGUCUUUCUCUUCGAGCAGAUUGUCAUCUUCAGUGAACUGCUCCGCAAGGGCUCAUCCACACCAGGAUACCAGUUCAAGAAGAGUAUCAAGGUGAGUUACUUGAGCAUGGACCCAAACGUGGAUAACGACCCGUGCAAGUUUGUCCUAUACUGCCGUGGGUCAUCGGAGCGAUUUACCCUUCAAGCUGCCAAUCAGGACAUCAAGCAAAUCUGGGUCCACCAUGUCAAUGAGGUGCUGGAAGCCCAGAGCAACUUCCUUUCAGCCCUGCAGUCGCCAAUUGAAUAUCAGAAAAAGGAGACUUCUCUGACCCGGAACCCCUCCGGACGAGCCUCCCAAUCCAACAGCAGACCCCACUCCUCCUCCUCCAUGGGGGCAGAGAAGCCCCCCCUGUCGGGUCGUGCCUCCACACCUCUCAAGCUAUCUACCUCGAACGGGAGCCCCUGCUACGACCCCCACAAGCACGGGGAGCGUUACGAGCCUUUUGGGCACGACACAGCUGGAUGUAACGGGAUGUCCUCUAGCAUGCUGGUGACCCAGGACUACAUGGCUCUGAAGGAGAACGAGAUCUGCGUUUCACUGGGAGAGAAGGUGCAGAUCCUGGCCACCAACCAGCAGAACAUGUUCCUGGUGUUCCGGCCGGCCCAUAGCCACUCCCCCGCCGCCGAGGGCUGGGUCCCAGGCCACGUCCUGGGCCCGCUCGCUAAGACGCUCACCGACAGCACUGAGGGAAAUGUGAAGUAACCGCCCCCGGCCUCCGCUUCAGCUGUUUGGAUUGUAGCACAGAGCUAAAAAAGUGACGCUGUGCACUGCCCCCUGUUGGUUGCUCCAACACAAUAAUCCGUAAGUGCUGGAUCCGGAUCCGAACACAGGGAGGUCUCCUUUUACGGCUCGCUUUGUUAGGAAAAAAUGAAGAAUUCAUGAAGAAAAGUUAUAAAAGGAAGGACUUAUGAGAGCGGGCCUGUUUGUGUAGAGGAAACAGAGAAGACUGAUCUUACAUCGAUGUGCAAGUGGCUGGUCAAGAUCUUUAUUUAUGUUUCUUACAUUUCUAACGUUUCUCUUUACACCUUUUUGGCAAAAAAGACUGAGGCCUCUUUCUCCGAAUGGAGAGAAUUUGUUAUUGUCUAUGGCAAUCUGUUUGUACAGCUUGUAUUUUUUUCCUUUAUUUUGAUUUUAUCUCAAAGGAAUUCUUUUUUUGUAUUUUAAUUUGCCAUUAUCAGAUAUGUUGGCAGUUUACUGUAAAAAUCUCCUUUUUGUUAAAUAUACUCUUUCCAGUACAUUCCUGUAUAAAGUUUUUUGCACUAUUUAAGAAAAACUCAUAAUAAUUAAGUCAGGUUGUGCAAUAUAAUGAUAGUCACAAUGUUCAUCAUUGUACUUGUAACGAAUAAUUUUAAAUGUAUUAUUUUAAAUAUGCUAAGAUUUUUUGACAUGAGCAUGAUGUAAGAAGAAGUAAAUUUAACAUGUUGUGCUUGAGGCAAUGUUAACUGUGAUGGAUACUACUAGGGCAGUUAGACUGCUUUUACCCAAGAAUUCGCAAGCUGCUUUAGCUUUGGACACAUCUAAUGCAUCUCUCUUCUUAUUUUAAACUGAAUAUCGAAGAAUCGUCAGAUCUAUUCAAGCAAUUCUUGAAUAAUGUUUAUUUGGAUUCAUAAAUACAAAAUUGGUGAAAUUGAUGCUAUUCCAUUAUUUGUAUCUGUAAUAGAGAAUCUUUUUAGAGUUUUUCGUUGCAGAUUAUGUAUUUCCCCAUUAAGCUAAGUUUAAAAUGUAAAUAUGUCAAUUUUAAUUGUGGCUGAUCAUUUAUUUUCUUUAAUGAUGAGAAUUUCUAAAUGGUGGACUACAUUAAAGUGGAUCAUUUCUCCUCUUGGAAA